Messenger RNA from Myotis daubentonii (Daubenton's bat), 1326 nucleotides. It is a transcript of the gene RAD9B, whose product is annotated as RAD9 checkpoint clamp component B. The record is from RefSeq and is a predicted model, not a curated record. Gene Ontology annotation, biological process: cellular response to ionizing radiation; mitotic intra-S DNA damage checkpoint signaling; DNA repair. NCBI's taxonomy places the organism in Eukaryota, Metazoa, Chordata, Mammalia, Chiroptera, Vespertilionidae. Gene Ontology annotation, cellular component: checkpoint clamp complex.
AUCGCGAAGCUUCUGAAGGGGCGGGCAACAUCCGGGAACCUGGGGCGUCGAGUGGUGGCGCUCUGGCGACUCAGCGUGUUAGGGCCCACAGCCAUGCUGAAGUGCGGGAUGAGCGGCAGCCAGGUGAAAGUCUUUGGGAAAGCAAUCCAAGCUCUAUCAAGAAUUAGUGACGAGCUGUGGCUAGACCCAUCUGAAAAAGGUCUUGCUCUAAGGUCUGUGAAUUCUUGUCGCUCAGCAUACGGAUGUGUCCUCUUCUCUCCUGUGUUUUUCCAACAUUAUCAAUGGUCAACCUCAGUAGAUAUGAAUAAUGGCACAAAAUCAAAUUUAAAUUGCAAAUUGGGAAUUAAGUCAAUUCUGCCCAUCUUUAGAUGUCUGAAUUCCCUCGAAAGAAAUGUAGAGGUGUGCAAAAUAUUCAUCAGAUCUGAUAAGUGCAAAGUAGUCAUUCAGUUAUUCUGCAGACAUGGUAUUAAAAAGACUCACAAUGUGUGUUUUCAAGAAAGUCAGCCUUUGCAAGUUAUUUUUGAAAAGAAUACGUGUAGAAAUACACUAAUGAUUCAGCCAAGAGUGCUUGCUGAGGCAAUUGUUCUUUUCACAUCAAGUCAAGAGGAAGUUACUCUUGCAGUUACUCCACUGGAAGUUUGCAUUAAGAGUUCUGAGGAGUCAAUGGAUUUGAACAGUUCUGUAUACAGUGAAAUGUUUGUGGGUCCACAUGAGUUUGAGUUCUUUCAAAUUGGAGUUGACACUGAAAUAACAUUUUGCUGCAAAGAAUUGAAGGGAAUGCUGAUAUUUUCGGAAGCUACACAUGCUCCUAUAACCAUGCAUUUUGAUUUUCCUGGGAAACCUAUGGCUUUAAGUAUUGACCAUAUGUUAUUGGAAGCUAACUUUGUUUUGGCUACAUUAGCUGAUGAGCCAAGUAGAGCAUCUUCUCCGCAAUCAUUGUGUCUGUCACAAAAACGAAAAAGGUCAGAUCUGCCAUGUUCAAAUUCAAAGGUUGGUAAAAAAGAUAGCAAGGCCAUGGAGUCUAUCUCAAGAAAAGUAGCACCCAGAAAGCUUUAUGCUGAUGAGAUUCUCUCAAACAUCUCUGCGUUGGAAAACUCUGGCAGUCCUAUGAUGAAAAGAGUGAAUAGUGACACAGAGGAAGAGCCAGGGUCUCCAUCUCUCAGGAAGGUAAAAGAAAAAUUGCUGCUGAAAGUUAUCGUAUACUUCAGGAAGCUUAAGUGUAAGGCAAAAAAUAAUUUAAUGGAAGUGAUGCCAAAAAGUUAUUUCUGUAUAUCUGACAUAGAGCACUUACCUCCACUCAAAAAGCCUGGAUUUGGAGUGGAAUGA